Messenger RNA from Drosophila albomicans, 327 nucleotides. RefSeq lists its product as uncharacterized. The transcript has a single exon. NCBI's taxonomy places the organism in Eukaryota, Metazoa, Arthropoda, Insecta, Diptera, Drosophilidae. Bases 7 to 216 code for a protein of 69 amino acids. The record is from RefSeq and is a predicted model, not a curated record.
GCCGACAUGCGAUAUCUGCAUGAGCUAAAUGUGCAAAUAUCGCAGAAGCGUCGAUCGGUCAGCGUGUCGAAGCAAAUGGACCGUGACCUUUGCAAUCAACACUUCGACACAUUCCAAACCUUUUGGGGACGGCCUGGGCAUGGCGCGCCGGCUGGUGAUAAGAUCAAUAAGCUAAAGUUGGAUGAUUUGCUCUAUGGCAGUCCAGAGACAUCCUAAGAUAUCAUUCAGAUAUUCGACUUAACUAUGUUCGCUGUGUUGAAGUGAAUUUUGCCAACUUGCCAUGUUAGUAAGUUGUACAAAGUUUUAUAUUCACCAGUUUGUUUUAAU